AUGGGAAAAACGCAAAUAUGGGAAAAACGCAAAUAUGGGGAAAACGCAAAUAUGGGGAAAACGCAAAUAUGGGGAAAACGCAAAUAUGGGGAAAACGCAAAUAUGGGGAAAACGCAAAUAUGGGGAAAACGCAAAUAUAUGGAAAACGCAAAUAUGGGGAAAACGCAAAUAUGGGGAAAACGCAAAUAUGGGGAAAACGCAAAUAUGGGGAAAACGCAAAUAUGGGGAAAACGCAAAUAUGGGGAAAACGCAAAUAUGGGGAAAACGCAAAUAUGGGGAAAACGCAAAUAUGGGGAAAACGCAAAUAUGGGGAAAACGCAAAUAUGGGGAAAACGCAAAUAUGGGGAAAACGCAAAUAUGGGGAAAACGCAAAUAUGGGGAAAACGCAAAUAUGGGGAAAACGCAAAUAUGGGGAAAACGCAAAUAUGGGGUAAACGCAAAUAUGGGGAAAACGCAAAUAUGGGGAAAACGCAAAUAUGGGGAAAACGCAAAUAUGGGGAAAACGCAAAUAUGGGGAAAACGCAAAUAUGGGGAAAACGCAAAUAUGGGGAAAACGCAAAUAUGGGGAAAACGCAAAUAUGGGGAAAACGCAAAUAUGGGGAAAACGCAAAUAUGGGGAAAACGCAAAUAUGGGGAAAACGCAAAUAUGGGAAAAAAAGAAAUAUGGGAAAAACGCAAACAUGGGAAAAUCGCAAAUAUGGGAAAAACGCCAAGAUGGGAAAAACGCAAAAAUGGGAAAAACGCAAAUAUGGGAAAAACGCAAAUAUGGGAAAAACGCAAACAUGGGAAAAACGCAAAUAUGGGAAAAACGCAAAUAUGGGAAAAACGCAAAUAUGGGAAAAACGCAAAUAUGGGAAAAACGCAAAUAUGGGAAAAACGCAAAUAUGGGAAAAACGCAAAUAUGGGAAAAACGCAAAUAUGGGAAAAACGCAAAUAUGGGAAAAACACAAAAAUGGGAGAAGAUAA
Molecule: messenger RNA, 966 nt
Organism: Schistocerca cancellata (South American locust)
Lineage: Eukaryota; Metazoa; Arthropoda; Insecta; Orthoptera; Acrididae
Exons: 1
Coding region: 1-966 (321 amino acids)
Source: RefSeq, a predicted model, not a curated record